Messenger RNA from Synchiropus splendidus (mandarinfish), 3720 nucleotides. Its product is annotated as transducin-like enhancer protein 3-B. The transcript has 21 exons. Gene Ontology annotation, cellular component: nucleus; transcription regulator complex. The coding region runs from base 561 to 2921 and encodes 786 amino acids. NCBI's taxonomy places the organism in Eukaryota, Metazoa, Chordata, Actinopteri, Syngnathiformes, Callionymidae. Gene Ontology annotation, biological process: negative regulation of canonical Wnt signaling pathway; regulation of DNA-templated transcription. The record is from RefSeq and is a predicted model, not a curated record. Gene Ontology annotation, molecular function: protein binding; transcription corepressor activity.
UCAGUGCAGUCUGUGUGUGGUAGCGCGCGCGGAGGAGAAGCUGGUUGUGGUGAAUUGCCGUAUCGGCCGACCUGAACAUUUCAGCUGAGAAACGACUACUGGACCGAACCAGGCGCUUCUGGGGUGCACCGCUGGAUCUAACGCGGGCUUGGUUGCCACUGUUUACUGCCAGCAACUCAUUCGAGUAGGUGUCUGUCGAGCGAGCGGACCUGCGAAGAGGAGUCCGCUGCCGGGGUUCAGAGGACUCUGUCGGGGCAGCGAGGAGCGCGGGGCGGAGAGGAGGUUCCGGAUAUUCCCAUGGGUUUAUUUCACUGCCAACGGAUUUACAAAGACGCGGUUUAUAACGAGGAUUAACCUGUUCAAGGAGGAAUCGGCGGAGACAAAGGUCGACGGGGGUGAUGCGUUCACGUACCGGAGCGUGAGCUCGAAUCGCAGCGGAAAACAGCGCUUUGUCCGCCGGCUAUCGGAGGGUGGAGGAGGAGGAGGAGGAGGUGGUGGUAGUGAUAUUCCUUCUCUGACAUCACCAAACUAAAGCUGACGAUCGCGUGAGGCGACUCGACAUGUAUCCACAAGGCCGGCAUCCGGCACCUCACCAGCCAGGACAGCCUGGCUUCAAGUUUACAGUGGCAGAGUCAUGUGACCGAAUCAAGGAUGAGUUUCAGUUCUUGCAAGCACAAUAUCACAGUCUUAAAGUAGAGUACGACAAACUGGCCAAUGAGAAAACAGAGAUGCAGCGUCACUACGUAAUGUACUAUGAGAUGUCAUAUGGGCUCAACAUUGAGAUGCACAAACAGACUGAGAUUGCAAAGCGUCUCAAUGCCAUCCUGGCACAGAUCAUGCCAUUCCUGUCUCAAGAGCAUCAACAGCAGGUUGCCCAAGCUGUUGAACGGGCCAAGCAGGUCACAAUGACCGAGCUGAAUGCUAUCAUCGGGGUACGUGGACUUCCCAAUCUGCCUCUGACUCAGCAGCAGCUCCAGGCUCAGCACCUCUCCCAUGCAGCUCACGGUCCGCCAGUGCAGUUACCGCCUCACCCCUCAGGCCUGCAGCCCCCUGGACUGCCUGCCGUGACAGGUGCUGGCUCAGGACUCCUGGCACUUGGUGCCCUCGGCAGCCAGGCUCACCUACCUGUGAAGGAUGAGAAAAACCACCACGACCUGGAGCACCGAGGCCCCUCAUCGUUUCACUCGCCUCUGGCUCUUCCACUGAAAGACCGUGAAUCCAGUACGAAUAAUUCGGUGUCUCCUUCAGACAGCUUGCGAGCAGCGAGUGAAAAGCACCGCAGCUCAUCCGACUACAGUCUGGACCCCAAGAAACGCAAAGUGGACGACAAGGACAGCAUGAGUAGAUAUGACAGCGAUGGUGAUAAAAGUGACGACCUGGUGGUGGAUGUGUCCAACGAGGAUCCAGCCACUCCUCGUGGGAGUCCCGCCCACUCACCACCAGAAAAUGGAUUAGAUAAAUCCAGAGUCCCGAAGAAAGAUGGACCCAACAGUCCUGCUUCAGUCGCCUCCUCAGGAAGCACGCCAUCGUCUAAAGCCAAGGAUCAUGGCCAUAAUGACAAGUCGUCGACACCAAGCCUGAAGUCCAACACCCCCACACCCAGAAAUGAAGUGCAGACUCCAGGAACCAGUACAACUCCAGGACUACGACCGCUUACUAUGGGCAAACCACCGGGCAUGGAGGCACUAGCUGCCCCAGCUCUGCGAACACCCUUGUCGAUCGCCGGUUCUUAUGCCUCACCUUUUGCAAUGAUGGGUCACCACGAAAUGAACGGGUCUUUGACCAGCCCAGGGGUCUAUCCUGGUCUCAUCUCACCUCAGAUGAGUGCUGCUGCUGCCGCUGCAUAUGGACGCUCCCCAAUUGCAGGGUUUGACCCUCAUCCUCACAUGAGGGCCCCUGGUCUGCCAGCCAGCCUCACGUCCAUAUCUGGAGGGAAACCAGCGUAUUCCUUCCACGUGAGUGCUGAUGGUCAAAUGCAGCCGGUACCUUUUCCUCCGGAUGCACUGAUCGGACAGGGCAUCCCUCGUCACGCACGCCAAAUCAACACUCUGAGCCACGGUGAAGUUGUGUGUGCCGUCACCAUCAGUAAUCCCACUCGUCACGUCUACACCGGCGGCAAAGGCUGUGUUAAGAUUUGGGACAUCAGCCAACCAGGGAGCAAGAGCCCAGUAUCCCAGCUGGACUGCCUGAACAGGGACAACUACAUCCGCUCCUGCAAGCUGUUGCCUGAUGGCCGCACCCUUAUUGUCGGUGGUGAGGCCAGCACACUGACCAUCUGGGACCUGGCCUCUCAGACCCCUCGCAUCAAGGCAGAGCUUACUUCCUCUGCGCCCGCCUGCUAUGCUUUGGCCAUCAGCCCUGAUGCCAAAGUCUGCUUCUCCUGCUGCUCAGAUGGAAACAUUGCUGUGUGGGACCUUCACAACCAGACCCUUGUCAGGCAGUUCCAGGGUCACACAGACGGAGCUAGCUGCAUCGACAUUUCACAUGACGGCACCAAACUCUGGACCGGGGGCCUGGACAACACCGUCCGCUCCUGGGAUCUGAGAGAAGGACGACAGCUUCAGCAGCACGACUUCACCUCUCAGAUCUUCUCCUUAGGCUACUGUCCUACUGGUGAGUGGCUGGCUGUGGGGAUGGAGAGCAGCAACGUGGAGGUUCUUCACCACACUAAACCGGACAAAUACCAGCUGCAUCUGCACGAAAGCUGUGUCCUGUCAUUAAAGUUUGCCUACUGUGGUAAAUGGUUCGUGAGCACUGGAAAGGACAAUCUGCUCAACGCAUGGAGGACCCCGUACGGAGCCAGCAUCUUCCAGUCAAAGGAGUCGUCCUCUGUCCUGAGCUGUGACAUCUCCGCCGACGACAAAUACAUUGUGACGGGUUCAGGCGACAAGAAGGCGACGGUCUACGAGGUCAUCUACUAGAGGAUCGCACCCAUGUGGAAACUUUGUUCCUGGAUUAUAUCAAGCUGAUGCUGCUGUGGAUAUUUUUAUAGAGAGAUCAAGCUCCUUUUUCUGGAUUUUCUUCUGUUUUGAGAACACUUUGGCCAAAUCCACAGAAGCUGCCGCUCUUAUCCUCGACCUCCCAAAUGUCUUGUGAAAAGUGUACAUAUUGGAUUAAAUGGAUGUUUUAUAUACAUAUCUAUAAAGUCUAUAUUUUCAUGUCCUGGUGUGCUCGUGACUGUGUUUUUUGGAGGUUUUAUCAGUCACUGUGUAGGAAAAGAAAACUUUCUUGAAGGGCGUCCUCCUGGAUGAGGAGCAGGAAUUAAAAAUGGCCUUUGUCACAGUGCUCUUAUCAGUUUUGAGGUGAAGCCACGCCUUGUCUGGACCGCUGUCAUCAAGGAGAAGUGAUGGAUGUUAUCAUCUCUGUACAUAAACGUUUGAAUCGAGCUGCUCACUCGGACUGCUGUUUGGUUUCCGGGGAGCUGAAACGUUGGACUCUACUUUCCAUGGCUGAGGAUUUGCACCGCUGAUUACUUGAUUCUUAACAAAAACCCAGUCCGGCCCAUGUUAUCAGAAGCCUCUUUCUUAUCUCAUUGAUAUUCCUGGAACUGUUUGGCUUCCGGCACGUCCCACCUGCCUCUGUCGCUGUAUGUUGAGGUGCACACAAACCAGCCGGAGCGCGUCGCGGAAAAAUGUGGUUCCUUCUGAAACGGACCGUGUUUCUCUCAUAAACAAGCGGAACCUCUGAGUAUGUAGCAAGAGCUGUCAGCACUGAAGAGAA